CUGAUCAGAGGUCCCUCUCUCCCUUUCUCCCUUUUUCUUCUCUUCUUUCCUCUCAAUUGAGACACACCAUUACCAAGCUGUCCCUUCGGAGUCUUUUUCCCAAUUCGAGGCAGGGUGAAUUGGAAUGCAUCUUCCAUUGAGGCAUUUCAUAGCCAUGCUUUUCUCCAACCUAAAAUGAACCAAAAGAUCUAUUCAAGAUGGCUCACCACCAUUAUCAACAACCUGAGCCACAUGACAACCCAAAGUUCCUUCUCGAUGCACUGUACUGUUCAGAAGAACAUUGGGAGGAACAAGUAGAAGUAGUCGAAGAUGAAUUAGAGGAUGAGUACUGUUGUGAUUCCCUUAGCACCAAUACUAGUACUAGCACAAUAAUAAACUCUCCUCCUUUGUUUCUAGAAAAGGACAUGUUCUGGGACGAUGAAGAGCUAACAUCAUUGCUUGCCAAAGAACAACAAAAUCCACUUUGCACCUUCCUCCAAAUCAAUCCUGUUUUGGAGGUUGCUCGCAGAGAAGCCGUGGAGUGGAUGCUGAAAGUGAAUGCCCACUACUCCUUCUCUGCUCUCACCGCUGUUCUUGCUGUUGAUUACCUCGACAGGUUCCUCUUCAGCUUCAGGUUUCAGAAUGGGAAGCCAUGGAUGACUCAACUUACUGCUGUCGCUUGCCUCUCUCUCGCUGCAAAGGUGGAGGAGACCCAAGUUCCCCUUUUACUAGACCUACAAGUGGAGGAUAGUAGAUACUUGUUUGAAGCCAAAACGAUUAAAAAGAUGGAGAUUUUGGUCCUUUCAACUCUUGGAUGGAAGAUGAAUCCAGCAACCCCUGUCUCGUUUCUUGAUUUUAUUACAAGAAGACUUGGAUCGAAAUAUCAUCUCUGCUUGGAGUUCCUCAGGAGGUGUAAUGGUGUUCUUCUCUCUGUCAUUGCAGAUUCCAGGUUUAUGUGUUAUUUACCUUCUGUGUUGGCAAAUGCUACAAUGAUGCACGUUGUCAAUUGCGUGGAGCCUCGUCUCGGAGUUGCAUACCAAAGCCAGCUUCUUGGUAUUGUUGGAAUCAACAAGGAGAAGGUGGAAGAGUGUUGCAAGCUUAUGUUGGAACUGGGGUCAGGGUGCGACCAGGGGAAGCAAUGCAUGAAACGCAAGUUUGGGUCCAUCCCUGGAAGCCCAAAUGGCGUCAUGGAUGUGUCUUUUAGCUGUGAUAGCUCCAAUGACUCAUGGGGGGUUGCUACUUCUGUGUCAUCCUCACCGGAACCGUUGUCCAAGAAGACUAGGACUCAAGACCAGCUUCUACUAAACUGUUCCAAACCAGAUUUUCUCAGCAUUCCUCGCUAGCUAGUCUUGCCUUUAAUUUCAACAAAUUUCCUCUCUUAUUUACCUCUCAUCUCUUGUGGAAAACAUAUAUAGCCUUUCUAUGCUUUAAUAAUCACUUAUCUUUUUCUCUUUCUGACGAGCAAGUUAAAUUGCCAACCAUCUCUGCGUAAAGCUAGUUGCCUACUUCCAAUUACCAGUCAUUGGUAAUGAUAGAUCUUCCACUAAAUCAGAGAUGGGUGCAUAGGGUUGGCUGCAGAGAUUGUUGGCAUUUUAU
Molecule: messenger RNA, 1575 nt
Organism: Gastrolobium bilobum
Lineage: Eukaryota; Viridiplantae; Streptophyta; Magnoliopsida; Fabales; Fabaceae
Product: cyclin-D3-2-like
Exons: 4
Coding region: 198-1322 (374 amino acids)
Biological process (GO): regulation of cyclin-dependent protein serine/threonine kinase activity; mitotic cell cycle phase transition
Cellular component (GO): cyclin-dependent protein kinase holoenzyme complex; cytoplasm; nucleus
Molecular function (GO): cyclin-dependent protein serine/threonine kinase regulator activity
Source: RefSeq, a predicted model, not a curated record